UGGGAAAACAUAUUUCUGUGAGACCCGUGAAAGUCGUGGAGGUAGAAAGAGGAGAAAAACACGCAGCUCACACUUUUUAACAGACAACAAAACUAACAGCAACUUUUCAGAACUUUUUUCAGUUCUGAGAAGCAGUAUUAAUAAACUUCACGGGUUAAUUGAAGACCCCAGAGCACUUGAAGCACAGCUGAACAGUUUUCUUCACAUAAUGUCCAACUUAAUAAAGGUUCUGAGCGAAGAAAAGCAGAGGAUUGCAGAAGACGCAAGAAAGGCUGCUUCUGAGAUAAUACAGGAUGCUAUUGAUAAAAAGUGUUAUGGCCUCCCAGUCACCUUCCACUACACUUGUUCAGAACCAGUUGACUCCUACACGUUCUGCUGCAUUCCCACCAAGGAAUUUCUGCAGAACAUUCUAGCCAAGCUCAGUGAAGCACGUUUCAUAGAGGACACCGACCCUGAAGAGAGUGAAACCUUUGCUUAUGUCAUUCCACAGGAUAAAGAUGGCAUUAUUUAUUUGUGUAAACAGUUCUGGAAGGCAGAAGACACACUGUGUGAAGAUUCAAAGCCUGGAACACUAAUCCAUGAAGUUUCUCAUCUGUUGGGUACAGAGGACAUCUUUUAUGAACACAUGACUGUAGAGUUAUAUGAAGAGUAUGGGACUCUGCUGGGCAAGUCACAAUCUGUCAUGGAUCUCAAUGGAGAGAGACAUAGGGAGGAAGUGUUUCAGGUGAAUGCCAACUGCCUAGAGCAUGAAUUUGAGACCAUCAUCAACCAUGAGGGAGCAUACUCUGAUGGUAAAUACCAGUGCUGCAGAGAAACCAAGAAAAACUCUGUUUGCAAACAUCGUUCUACAGGCCAUUACUAUCUGCAUGAAAGAUUCUCCUACCAAAGAGAUGAGAUGAAGCGCAAGCUGGAAAAGUUCCAGAAAGAGAUAACUGCUCGCACAAACCAGGAAGAAAAGAUAAAAUAUGUGAAGAAAAAGAACCAGGCCUGCAAGAAGAUUCCUGUUAUUGGGGCCUGAAAACAACCAGAGGAAAUACGUUCAGCUUCCAUGAUAAUAAAUGCUAAGAUUAAUUUAGUUAACCUGAAUCCAAACAGUAGGGUAUUAGAGAUCAAUAUUUCAGAUGCUAUAUAUAGUACAUAGGUUUGGAUAUGCUGUUUGUUUGUUCAUUUAUUCACUAGUGUAAGAAGAAUAAAUAUCAGUAUCAGUGUUAAAUGUUAGCUCUUUAGGUCUGCAUUUCAUCCUCUUCAAGUUAGUAUGAAAUUUAUGUUCACUGAUUAAUGUCACUUUUCUUUUGUAGUGAGUCAUAUUUAACCUUCAUACUGUGUUGCCAAAGAUUAUGUACAAUUAAAUUUACCAGAGCAUAGUUUUUGUGUUUUCUUUUUUUGUGUAUUCCAUAGCACUUCUCUGCUUUUAUUAUUGCUGCUUACAGUUAAGUUCCCUCAUUUAUUUGCAGUAAAUCUAUUUCAUUUUUCCAUUUGUUUAUAUUGAUUCUUCCAUUAAAAGUGUCUGCCACUAUUUCCAGUUGCACUGGUUCUGAUGCAUAACUUACAGUUCAGGUAUUUAAAUUCAGAUUUUGAGUUUAUUUUAGCAUUUG
This is a messenger RNA of Astyanax mexicanus (Mexican tetra), 1595 nucleotides long. RefSeq lists its product as uncharacterized. The transcript has 3 exons. Bases 209 to 1018 code for a protein of 269 amino acids. Lineage: Eukaryota; Metazoa; Chordata; Actinopteri; Characiformes; Acestrorhamphidae. The record is from RefSeq and is a predicted model, not a curated record. Gene Ontology annotation, molecular function: metalloendopeptidase activity.